CAUCGAAGUCAACAACAAAUAAUCAGCAAACAUUAUCCAAAAAAAAAAACGAAUCCAUCCAUAAAUCAAAUGAUCCGAUCAAGACCACAUUGUGACAUAGUAUUAUUAUUAUUAAUCAUUUUUGUUAAUGUUCAUCAUUAUCAACUUGAUCAUACCCCUGUAUAAUCAAUGAUGAUAAUGUUAAUGAUGUCGAAUUAGAGACGACCUACAAAUUAUUUUGUAACCUCGAAGAAAAAUUAACCAAGAGGUGAUUUUUUUUGUUAAUUUUGUUUCUGCAUCAAGAAUCGUAUGUAUGUUUGUGUGUUUGUCUAUCUGUAUAUGAUACAUACGAAUAAAUGGUUCAAUCCUUUUCAAAGAAUUAGCAUCAUCAUAAAAUUAUGAAUCUUAUAGGUCUUUCAAUGUGAUGUAAUUAGUGCAAUCUUAGGUCAUUCUGUUUCAUUUUGUGUGUAUAGACUUUAUAACUCACAAAAUUCAAUAUUAGAGAUGACAAAAAAAAUUAUCCAUUUGAAUAAAUGGGAUUAUUCUUCCAAAUUUGACUAACUUUUUUUUCUUCAAAAAUUGAUUUUCUUUUGUGUGUGUGUGUGUGUGUGUUUUUCAGUACAUUAUCCAACCGAUCAAACAAAAGGCAACAAAUAUCAUUGAAACACUGGUUGAUGUUUUUCGAUUUUGAUUUCAACUUGUUCCCUUAUUUUAUUUUAUUUUAUUUUUUUUUACUUUUUCAUUUCUCAUAUACUUUCUAUUUGUGUGUGUUUAUGUUUUGUUUCUGUCACGAAAUAAAAAUUGCUUGUUGUCGUUGCUACAAAAUUUCUGUGCAUUUCUAUGUAUGCGUCUGUGUGUGUGUGUCAUUUUCAUCUCUCUUUGAUAUUCAAUUCACAAAAAUCAUUCUGCCAAUUCAUCGUUGUCAUCAUCAUAUUAUGCACCAUUCCGAUCAUACCAUAUAUACAAACACUGAAAAAAAAAAAAAAACUUAAACAUCAUCAUCACCACACCCACCACCAACACCAAAAUCAUCGCCAUUCAGUGUUCAACAUUCAAAAAAUAAAAAAUGAUUGUUAUUAACGCUUGUGUUUAUCGACAACUUUUUAGAGAAUAAAAUAAGAAGAAUAAGAAUAAAACAACACACCGAAAAAUUUAUUCUGAUCAAUCAGAUGUUCCAGGAUCUGAAUAUUUAUAUGAUAAAUGUCCAUGUGAUUAAAAAAAAAUUUGGAAAACAUCCCUCAAAUCAAUCUCACCCAUCAACAUAGUAGUGAUACAGGUGUCUACAACAGCAAUCACAUUUUAAAUAUUUGACCUUAAAAAUAAAACGAAAAAAGAAUUUUUUGUCAGCAAAUUAAUAGAUCAUCGUUUUUCAAUUCCUAUAUUUUUUUCUGUCAUCAUAAUCAUCAUUAUCAUCGUCAUCAAAAAACAUUAGCUUUUUCCGAUUCUUAUUGAAUUUAAAUAAAUUCAAACCAAGUUUUUUUUUUGGUUCGAGAAUUCAUCUACACCGCCGCCAUCAUUCUAUCUGCCAUUGAUUUCUGUAAUUUUGCUUGUGUUGGAACCACCAAGCUGGAAUCUGAUUCAGAAGCGAAUCGGCGACCAAGUCUUCUGGCAAAUGUAAUGGGCUGCUUUGGUGGGUCAGGAUCGAAAAACGAUGCCGAAGAAGACAAACGCCGGCGUGAGGCGAAUAAACGUAUCGAAAAGCAAAUACAAAAAGAUAAACAAAUAUAUAGAGCCACUCAUCGGCUCCUUUUAUUAGGCGCCGGUGAGUCUGGCAAGAGUACAAUUGUCAAACAAAUGAGAAUAUUACAUGUUAAUGGUUUCAGUGAAGAAGAAAAGAAGCAGAAAAUCGAAGAUAUCAAGAAAAAUAUACGUGAUGCCAUAUUGACGAUAACGGGUGCCAUGAGCACUUUGGUUCCACCAAUUCUACUCGAAGACCCUAAUAACCAAUGGAUGGUUGACUAUAUACAAGAUGUUGCCAGUAGUCCUGAUUUCGAUUAUCCACCCCAAUUUUACGAAUACACUGAAGCACUAUGGAGAGACAGAGGUGUUCAAGCAACAUUUGAACGAUCCAAUGAAUAUCAAUUAAUUGAUUGUGCAAAAUAUUUUUUAGAUCGAGUUGAUGUUAUAAAAAUGCCUGAUUAUACACCAAACGAACAAGACAUUCUCAGAUGUCGUGUUUUGACAUCGGGUAUUUUUGAGACAAAAUUUCAAGUCGAAAAAGUUAAUUUCCAUAUGUUUGACGUUGGUGGCCAAAGAGACGAACGUCGAAAAUGGAUACAAUGUUUCAAUGAUGUCACUGCCAUUAUUUUUGUUACUGCAUGUAGUAGCUACAAUAUGGUGCUCAGAGAAGAUCCCAAUCAAAAUAGAUUACGUGAAUCACUUGAUUUGUUCAAAAGUAUUUGGAAUAAUAGAUGGCUGAGGACAAUCUCAGUUAUAUUAUUUCUAAAUAAACAAGAUCUUCUCGCCGAAAAAGUCAAAGCGGGAAAGUCUAAGAUAGAAGAUUACUUUCCAGAAUAUACCCACUACCAGACGCCACCAGAUGGUAAAUUAACUUUGAUUCGAAUUAAAACAAAAAAUUCUGAUUCAUUUUGUCUACUGUCUUUUUUUCCAUCGCAUUUAGCUGUAUUCGAUCCGGGUGAAUCACCGGAAUUUAUUCGGGCAAAAUAUUUUAUUCGCGAUGAAUUUCUGAGAAUAAGCACCGCCAGUGGAGAUGGAAAACAUUAUUGCUAUCCUCAUUUUACCUGUGCCGUUGAUACUGAAAACAUCAGGAGAGUAUUCAACGAUUGCCGUGACAUAAUACAACGGAUGCAUCUUCGUCAAUAUGAGCUAUUGUGAUCUUUAUCUUCUCUCUCUCUCUCUUUCUUAUUUUAUUAUUGCUACUAUAAUUAUUCUCAUUCUGAGUUAUCAUCAUUAUCAUCUACGACUUUUUCAUUACUUUUUGUUCUGUCGGUUUUUAGUGCAUCAAUUUUUUUGAAAAAAUUUUCAAACGAAAAAUAUUCGCUUCACAACAAACAAAUGCAAGGGCUGAAAAACACACACCACCAUUACUGUGCAUACUAUUAUAACUUUGUAUAAAAAAAAUUGCAUGAAAAUUCAUUUUUAAAAAAAAUCUGCUCCCGAAAUAAUAUAUUAUUGGAUUGAUGUAUAAUCCAUAAUUGUGAAAGAAUUCUCUUUUUGCUUUUGUUCUUGUUGUUAUUGUUCUUUUGUACAGAAUUUCAAUUGACAAUUAUUCUUUUUUUUUCGAGACAAAAAAAAUAAACAUUUGUCUCCAUACAUUGUUCACAUAAACACUAAAUACACACCUACACUGAAUGAUUUAUUGAUAAAAUUUCAAUCGCCAUCACUGGGGAAAAAGUUCACAUCUAUGAUUUAUUUGGCUUAAUACGAAUGGUGAUUUAUAUAAUAAUAUUAUCUAAUAUUAAUAAAUUGUUUGUACAUGUUACACAUACACAUCAUCAUCAUCAUCAUCAUUACCUUGAUGACCAUUAGGUUUACACACGCCCACAAAUUACACAAAUCUGCCCAUUUAUAUCAUCGAAUUCAUUUUAUUAUUACAUGUGAAUUACACCUACACACACACACACACACACACGACCAUUGAUAAUUUGAUCAUCAUGAUGAUAAUUGUUAUCACAAUUUUACCAUUAUAUACACAAUGACACACCACCAUAAUGCCGUCGCCAAAUUUUUUUUCGCUCUCACACUUUUUGUUCUUUUUUUUGUAAUUGAUGAUUGAUCACAUUUGUAAUCAACAGACAAACAAACAACAUAAAGACAUACGGAUGAUAUUUUAGAAUCGAAUUGUUUAAACAAAGCAAACUAAAAAAAAAAAAUGUUCCAAAAAUGACAUUUUAAAUAUUCUUUUUUUUUGUUUUCAUAUGGGAAAAAAAAGAAAAUUCUUGAAACGACCAAAUCCGACUCCAAUUCUAUAUAUCAUUAUCUUAUUUCAGAAAAAAAAUCAAGCGAUAAUUUUUACUAUGAAUAUCUUGUUAAUUAUAUAAAAAAAAUUAUUCCUCAUGAAA
Messenger RNA from Dermatophagoides farinae (American house dust mite), 4001 nucleotides. It is a transcript of the gene Galphas, whose product is annotated as G protein alpha s subunit. Gene Ontology annotation, molecular function: G protein-coupled receptor binding; G-protein beta/gamma-subunit complex binding; GTPase activity. NCBI's taxonomy places the organism in Eukaryota, Metazoa, Arthropoda, Arachnida, Sarcoptiformes, Pyroglyphidae. Gene Ontology annotation, cellular component: cytoplasm; heterotrimeric G-protein complex. The record is from RefSeq and is a predicted model, not a curated record. Gene Ontology annotation, biological process: sensory perception of chemical stimulus; adenylate cyclase-activating dopamine receptor signaling pathway.